Schistocerca nitens (vagrant locust) is the source of this 3296-nucleotide messenger RNA. RefSeq names its product mitotic spindle assembly checkpoint protein MAD1 (gene Mad1). The coding region runs from base 69 to 2522 and encodes 817 amino acids. Gene Ontology annotation, biological process: attachment of mitotic spindle microtubules to kinetochore; mitotic spindle assembly checkpoint signaling. NCBI's taxonomy places the organism in Eukaryota, Metazoa, Arthropoda, Insecta, Orthoptera, Acrididae. The record is from RefSeq and is a predicted model, not a curated record. The transcript is spliced from 12 exons. Gene Ontology annotation, cellular component: kinetochore; nuclear envelope; mitotic spindle.
GCGUUUGUUUUGAUGCUCAUGGCGGGUGAAAAUUGAAUGAGAGAGAAACGAGUUAACUUGAUAGUGACAUGGAGAACGAAAGUGCAGAGUUUGAUUCCACUGCUGUUAUCAGCAUGCUGGAUGAACUUCGAACAUUGUCUUAUGGCAGGAGGUAUUCGACAUCCAUUCUUCUAUCGCCUGGCGAGACAUCGGAAACUGGUCAGAUGACUAUGGAUUUGACAACUGAAUCUGAGCACGCUUUUAGUGACCCAUCAUCGGCAUCCGACGUACAGAACACUCAGCGUGACCCUUCUGCAAGUGGUGUGUCUACCAGAAAAACAUCAGUUCGUAAAUCAGAACCGCUGUCUGUCACUAGAAUGCUGAAUGAUUUCAGGCCUCUCUCAACAACCCAAAAAAAAUAUCCCCAGAAGUUAAAUUUGAAGGACAUGUCCCUUGCGAAAAGGAAGUUAAUACCAUGUGAAGAACUUUCACCAUCACCAGGGAAGAAAUACAGGGAUGAAACGUCUCCGACUGUACCCAAAGAGUCUCCAUGGGAAAGCAGACGCAUCAGAGCAGAUUUAGCAGUAGCGAAAGCUCAAAUUACUGAUUUAGAAACAACUAUUAAAAGACUGCAUGUUUUACGAAAGGAAAUGGAAACAACAUUUGAAAGUGAGAAACAGUUGUUGCAAACACAACAAGCAACUGAUAGAUGCAAGAUUCUAGAACUGGAAAAUCACCUUGAAGCCAUUCGAAUGCGGGAAGAAGAAGCCAUGGAAGAGUACUCAGAAUAUAAAAAGAGCAUGAAUACUAAGGUGAAUAAUUUAGAGAGAAGUAAUAAUUCUCUGAAGAGUGAAAACAAAGAACUAAAGGAUAAGAUACAAGAGUUUGAAUUUGAUGUACAAGCCAAUAUUAAAGCUAAUGAGCGACAAAUGAUGCAGCUGAAGCAUGAACUGAAAAAUACAAAACAGCAAAUUGCUGAUAUGUCAGAGAGAAAUACCAGUUUAGAGGAGAAACUGCAAGAGUUCAAAAAUAUGCAAAAUAAACUAAAAAAUGCAGAAGAUAAUUUGCAGCUUGCUAAUAGUAAAAUAAAGGAUUUACAAAGGGAGCAGGAAUCAUAUCAAGAGACACUAGCAUAUGCAAAGUCUCAAGAACAGAAACUACUAGCAUUUCCAAGCUUAGAGAAAGAAGCAUCCUCGUUAAAGGAGGAAAACAAGCGACUGAGGAAUGCUGUGCAAAACAAGUUACUGCUGGAGGAGAUGGUAGCAGAUCUAAAGCAGCGACAAGAGCGAGCAGAUGAACGGGAGCGAGAGUUGGUUCGCGUUCAGGCCAGUUGUGAGACCCUGCAACACCGUCUUCAGGAGUGGGAGGCUCUAGGGCAAGAGGUCUGUGGGCCUGCAGAAAGUGAGUCAUCUGCUUCCGCUACUACUCCAAUGGCUGAGAAGGUUCGCUCUGUGGUUCAGGCGUUGCAACAGCGGGAGCUGUCUUUGAAGUCAGAGAAUGGAUCACUGAGCACAGAAUUGAAGGCUUUACAACUGAAAUUUGAUUCUGUUGUAUCGGAGCUAGAUAAGAUAAAAGCAGAUACUGCCAAGAACCAGACAGAAGCUGAGCAACAAACAUUACUGAUUCGAAGACUACAGAAGAAACUACUUCUUGUUUCUGGGGAAAGGGACAGUUACAGAUCACAGCUGGAUAGUUAUGAAAAUGAACUUACCUUUUGUGCAUCUCCUUCAACAAUGUCUCGGACCCAACAACAGGCAAACAGAAUAGAAGUACUACAAAAGACUCUUGAUGGCUACAAAGACCUUGUAGAAAGAUUAGAAGCAGAAGUGGCAAAUUUUCAGGAUGGGGGAGGUGGUGGGCAACUUUCAGUCAAAUUGCAAAAACUUGAAAGUGAAUGUGAAUCUUUGAAGAAGGAAAAAGAAGCUCUACAGAAACGGAGAGAUGAGCUUGAAAUAGAACUUGAAUACAGAGCUCUUAAGGGUGACUUCAAUCCAAUGACAACAAAGGUGUUGCAUUUAAGGUCAAAUCCAUCAGAUGAAAUGCAUAACAAGAGAACAGAGGAGCUGUCUAAUCUCCAGGUUGAAUGUGAACGUUUGCGGGAAAGAGUAAGAGUUUUAGAGGCGGGCCAGGCAGUCAACGUUACACAAAUUGUUGAAGAAAAUGUGGCUGGGAGCAAGGAAGUGAAAGAACUCCGUGAGCAGUUGACGUCUUAUCAGCUCAAAAUGCAGCGAAUGAAAGAGGCAUUUACAUCUUCCGGCCAGGAAUUUCGUGAAGCUUGUUAUGUACUUUUGGGUUAUAAGAUAGAUCGCAUUCAACAGAAUCACUACCGUCUGGCGAGCAUGUAUGCGGAUUCACAAGAUGAUCACCUCAUGUUUAAGAUGAAAUCUGAUGACAGCCUUGACCUGUUGGAGACAGCCUUUUCUUCAUCUCUACCAGAUUUUAUUCAGGAAAACCUCCAUAUUCAUCAUUCUGUGCCGCUAUAUUUGAGUGGCAUUACUCAGUAUUUAUUCAAUCGACAGACAUUGAUGACAACGACAUCAUGAUGGUGUUGACUGCAGCUGCCUCAGUGUAAAUGCAUGAGUAAACAUGUUGUUCAACUCUCAUGUUAACAUGAUUGAAAUCAUAGCUGAGAGAGCUACUGUGAAACUGAAAGUAAAAAAAGGAGAGGAGGAGCUUAUUGGAUAAAGUACAUUGCACUUUCAGUUUAAGAAUUUAUAUAAGAAGACCAAGGGUUAAUAUACGUGAUCAUACUUGGUGAUUGUAGAAACAAUCCAUUUAAGUUCCCAUAAUCUUCUUCUUCCAAAACUUGACUGAGAAAUUAAAAAUGUCAGUUUGGGCUCCCCUCUUAAGUGAUACUUCAGCUUCACUUAUGGUCUCAUUAGUGUGUCAAAGGUGACCUUCCUUUGUGCCUGUUUUGAUAUUCCAAAAAUUGUAAUGAAUGUUUUUGUACAUACAGACAAUUGCUGCAGUUGUCAUAAUAUAUUGAUUUUUAUUGUAUCUUUUAGUCUUUUUCCAUGCUCUUUCCCCAACUUUAUAUUCCUGUCAAAACUUCCUACCAAUUAUAGAAUAUCAUUCAAAGAGAUAUGACAUAAUGAACUUGUAAUUAUAUACAUUUUAACAAAAUGAUGGUGUUUUUAAAUAUUAUUUUAUAAAUGAAAGUACAUAGUGGUAAUCAUUAUUAACUGAUGAAUUUCUACUAAGUAUUACUUAGCAAACAUUUAUCUCAGGUCACCUGUUUUCUUUUUUGAAGAAUUAAAAAUAUUAUUACCUACAUUAAAAAACAUUAUCACAGUAUCAUAUGCAGAAUUUCUAAGCUA